Messenger RNA from Manihot esculenta (cassava), 1744 nucleotides. RefSeq names its product phosphatidylinositol N-acetylglucosaminyltransferase subunit C. NCBI's taxonomy places the organism in Eukaryota, Viridiplantae, Streptophyta, Magnoliopsida, Malpighiales, Euphorbiaceae. Gene Ontology annotation, cellular component: glycosylphosphatidylinositol-N-acetylglucosaminyltransferase (GPI-GnT) complex; membrane. The coding region runs from base 602 to 1519 and encodes 305 amino acids. The record is from RefSeq and is a predicted model, not a curated record. The transcript is spliced from 2 exons. Gene Ontology annotation, biological process: GPI anchor biosynthetic process.
UCACCCUUCCAAAAAGCAGUCCCCGAAAUCCUCACUUUGAGCUCCUCACUGUCACCGUUACCUCCUUUAACGAAAAACACCGUUGUCCAUCCCUUCCCUUGUCCACGCCAUUCCCCUUCGCCUCCCUCCAUCACAGCAGCUCCAAUCUAUCCAGCUCCCCUCAUUUUCCUCAGCCCCAUUUCUCUACCUAUGACCUCCACACAGCCAUCACGAUACCCAUAGACACACUCCUAAAAUCUCAAGCAUUCUCGAAACCAGACCACACCUUUUUUCUCCUUCCUCUCAGCUCAAAAUACAGAGAUUCCUUCCUUUUCAAACCUCGCUCCAUCGCAGCAGUAGACGUCCGAUACAGAAACCAACCUCCCUCGCCGUAGUUGCUCUCGGAUCCUCUCAUAACACCCAUUUCAGCAUCAAAUCAGCGCUGCAUUUCAGUUCCAGGAGGCACCGACAUAUUUUCACCGGCAUCACAUCAGCUAUUAGGUUUUUGGAAUUAUACAAAUCAUCUGAAUGAAACACAAUUUGGAAUGGUGGAAUGCAAAUAUCUCCUUUGUUGAUCAUCUUGAAAUUUAAGUGUUGCUUGGACACAACAUAGUGAAGUUAAAUGGUAAUGGAUUUCAACAAUAGUGAGAUCUCAUCUCCUCCUCGUCCUAGAUGGAGAAAAGUGGCAUAUGGAGGGAUGCAACCUGGUUUUGAUGACAAUAACACUGAUGAUUCUUUUCUUGAAGAUAUGGUUAUGAAUGCUAGUGUUGUAAAACGGGAUUUGCUGAAGGUGAUGCAAGACUCAGUUUCCAUCUCUCAGUAUCUAUGCAUUGUUGCACUUGUUGGCUUGGUCUGGACUUACACCCUGCAGUCUAUCCUUGAUGAGAAUUCCCUCUUACUUCUUGAUGUGAGCCUGCUUGGAUCAGGUUUUAUUGUUCUACUACUAACCAAAGAAAUGGUUUCUUUGAAUCUUCUCUUCCAUUAUAUCCUCAACAUCUCUUUUUUUACAACUGGGUUAUAUGUGUUAGCUCCUAUUUAUCAUACUCUCACAAAGUCCAUAAGUUCAGAUUCCAUUUGGGCUGUAACUGUUUCACUUAUCAUACUUCAUCUUUUCCUGCAUGACUAUUCAGGAUCCACAAUAAGAGCACCUGGGGCUAUAAAACCUCCAAACUUGACCAGUUGUGUAUCUUUAAAUGCUUCUGUUGUUGCCUCUGUUUUCAUUGCAUCUCGCCUUCCAUCAAGGCUACUUGUCUUUGCCAUAAUGUUGUUUUCCUUGCAAGUCUUUCUUUUUGCUCCAUUUGUUACUUUCUGCAUUAAGAAAUACUCCUUCCGCUUGUAUCUUCUGUUUUCUUUUGGGUUAGUUGUUGUUACUUUGUCUUUUGUUUAUAUGUUGCACCACUUGCUUUUUGCUUUGUUGUUGGCUUUGCUGGUGUUUGUAAGUGUGGUGUGUCCAUAUUGGCUCAUUAAAAUUCAAGAAUACAAGUUUGAGAUAAAUGGCCCUUGGGAUGAGGCUAAACUUUGCUUUGAUAUAACAGAUUGAGGUUCUUUUGGAUGUUGGAUAAAUAUUUCAUAUAUUCAUGCAGAAAUGUAGAAUUAUCUCUCAAAAUUUUCUACUUUCUAGGCAGGCAUGAUUGAAUUUUAUGAUAAUUGCUUUGGCAGAAAUAUUUGUAAGUUUCGUUGUACUAGUCUAGUCGAUUUGCACCUAUUCAUGUUACCAGUUGCCAUCAUUUUGGAAAUGUGUAGAAAUUUGGUUGCUACUAUAAAA